AUGAGCGAGAGCCAGCUUGACGAUAGGGAGCUCGAUGGCAAGGACAUUGGGCAGAGGGAGCUGGCCGAGAGGGAGCUGGCCGACAAGCUCGUCUCCUUUGCGAAGGCCGUGACCGGCGGAGAGCCAGACUCUACCAUCCUUCGCAUGCUUAAGGAGUUUGAGUCGGGGGAUCCACCGAGUGAGGACAAUCUUCGCAAAACUGGCGCUGGAAAGGUUGCAGGGAAGCUCCGCAGCAACAGCAACAAGGAGAUCUCCACGGUUGCCGUGAAGGUUGUCGAGAAGUGGAGGAAAAGCGUGGGCAACAAGAGCAAUGCCAAGGGCGAUGCGCGCCUCAAGGCCAAGAUUUCCUCGUCGCGCACCAGUACCCCGUCCAACAACGCCUCCCCCGGUCCUCCCCCGACCCCGUCCGCCAACCAGCCCUACCAGGGAGACACCGAGAAGCGCCACUUCAAGCUGGACAAGGUCGAUCUCAAGCGCACCACUUCUGAGACCCGCAACAACUGCGUCGGCAUGUUGUACAACGGACUCGCCUACCGGUCCACCGACUCUGUCGAGGUGGUGGUCGCAAAGGCUGUGGAGGUAGAGGCUGCUGCCUACAAGCACCUCAAGGGCGAAGGUGCCGAGUACAAGUCAAAGAUAAAGUCCUUGUUCUCGAAUCUCAAGGUCAAGAGCAACCGCGAGCUCGGUCGCAGGGUCAUGUCCGGCGAGAUCUCCGCCGCCGAGUUUGUCAAGAUGAGCCAGGACGAGCUCAAGUCGCAGGAGCUCAGGGAACGCGACAGCAAGCUUGAGAAGGAGAACAUGAACAAGGCCCAGGUUGCUCAGCCCGAGAAGUCCAUCAGCACCGCCCUGACCUGUGGCAAGUGUGGCCAAAAGAAGGUCAGCUACUCUCAGGCUCAGACUCGCAGUGCCGACGAGCCCAUGACCACUUUCUGCGAGUGUCUCGUGUGUGGAAAUCGCUGGAAGUUCUCGUAA
This is a messenger RNA of Diaporthe batatas, 972 nucleotides long. RefSeq lists its product as uncharacterized. Gene Ontology annotation, cellular component: nucleus. Gene Ontology annotation, biological process: transcription elongation by RNA polymerase I; transcription elongation by RNA polymerase II; regulation of mRNA 3'-end processing. The record is from RefSeq and is a predicted model, not a curated record. Lineage: Eukaryota; Fungi; Ascomycota; Sordariomycetes; Diaporthales; Diaporthaceae. The coding region runs from base 1 to 972 and encodes 323 amino acids. The transcript has 3 exons. Gene Ontology annotation, molecular function: zinc ion binding; RNA polymerase II transcription regulatory region sequence-specific DNA binding.